Messenger RNA from Haemorhous mexicanus (house finch), 1769 nucleotides. RefSeq names its product Rieske Fe-S domain containing (gene RFESD). NCBI's taxonomy places the organism in Eukaryota, Metazoa, Chordata, Aves, Passeriformes, Fringillidae. The record is from RefSeq and is a predicted model, not a curated record. Gene Ontology annotation, molecular function: 2 iron, 2 sulfur cluster binding. Bases 530 to 1000 code for a protein of 156 amino acids. The transcript is spliced from 4 exons.
GAGCAGUCGAUCAUGUGCUGAUCAGUUAACAACUGGUCUUGGAAAAGCCACACUGGUACUUAAACCAGUCUCCCCAGCACACCAGUCUAAGAGGAAACCUGCAUUUGCCGAUCCUGAGGACAGGCCACGUGUGGCCCUGAGCAGGGCUCUGGAAGCAGGCAGCAGCACUGGGCUCACGGUGAGGACAGCAGAAGGGGGAACUGGAAACUCUGCUCUUCCCUUAUCAGGCCAGCCCCAGCGUGUCCCUGGCUCUUAUCAGCCCUGGCAGAGCCAGUUUCUGGUGCAUUGAGCCCUAAAUUCCCGUCAUAGGGUGCUGCAGGGCCUGGCCCCAUUGCCUCCAGCUUGCACUUAAAGAGGGGCUGAGAAGCACCUUGUGACAUACGGGGACAAGGCAGGGCAGUGGUGACAGACCGUGAAGGGAGGCGAUGCUGGACCUCAUCAUCCUCACCCUGCAUUUCUUCAUCUGCUUUCUCAUCUCCAUUGCAAUCUGGAUGUGGAUUCACACAGCUCAAGCACAGGAGAAGCUGAAAUGGGGCCAGAUGGUCUUAUAUUCAUUGGCAAAGAAGACGACAUAAAGAAGUCCCAAAGAAUAACAGCCAAAAUCGAUGGCAGGGAAAUUGUUGUUUUCUACCAUGAAGGGAAAUUUCAUGCUCUGGAUUCUCGCUGCUACCAUGAAGGAGGCCCUUUAUAUCGUGGAGAAAUAGAGGAUAUCGAUGGACAAGCCUGUAUUGUUUGUCCUUGGCAUAAGUUUAAAAUUACCUUGGAAACAGGAGAAGGAUUGUAUGAAGGAAUAAAUCCUCAGGAGCCAUCACCAACACCAAAGUGGCAAUCAAAAGGAGUCAAACAAAGGAUUCACAAGGUCACAAUAGACAAUGGAAAUGUUUAUGUGAGUCCUCCAGAUUUUUCUGUGAGCUUUGACUCUGAUUAUUAUGCUGAAAUAUACAAAAAUGGUGGUGAAUUAGCUAUUGCAAAACCAAGCCACUUAGAAGUCACAGAGUAGGUCAUGGGCAGACAGCAGAAUCCUGGGGAAUGCACCAAUGAAGAAUUUGUGUUGGGAAAUAAAAAUGUACUGCGCCAUGAAGAUUGUCUCCAAAUUAAAUUCUAAUAUUGUUAUGUUAAAGCAUUCAAAUACAUAGAUAUGAGUAGGAUAAGAAGCCCUGCAUUGUCAGAAAUGUCACUGAUUUUGUGAUGAGGAUUUUUUUGCACUUGCAUUUCAGAAAAGACUUAAUUACAGCAGAGUGCCUCACAAUAUUUGAUAUUUUGCUAGAACUAUUUUAAUUUUUAAGAGGGGAUAUAGUAUACUACGGCUUAUAAAACUUACUACAUAAUUAAAAGUAGAUAGUCAGGUGUAAAGGUUAUCUUUAUAUACUUAACCGUUUAUACUUCUAAUGCCUGUGGUAAAAAUGACAUGGAAAUUUUUAACUUUUGAGAUAUGUGUGUGAUCUCUUGCUAUUUAUUAAAUGCCACAAAUGGAAGCACAGAAUUUCAGAAUACUUUAGUGCACUCUUUUAUGCCUAUUUGUGCAUUACUACCUUGAGUAUAUAGAUGUAUUUCUUUUCCUUCUACUCACUGAAUUCCUCUUGUUAGUUCAUCGAAUAAUGCAGCAAGGAUUUAUUAUGUAUAGCUUGUUCUUCCUGGUUCUGUUGGUUAAAGAGGGAGCUGUUUGGUGUGAUAUGUGAAUUAGUGGCCCUUGUUUGCUUGUUUAUUGUAACCAGAUUUUUCUACAUUCGUUUGAAAAAAAAAAAAGUGCUUUCUGUGUAGAGACAAAA